AGAGAGAGAGAGAGAGAGAGAGAGAGAGAGAGAGAGAGAGAGAGAGAGAGAGAGAGAGAGAGAGAGAGAAUGUAGCCACCGGCUCAGUAUCGGCCGGCUUGUAGCUUCUGUAUUUUUAUUCUGUAGCUGGUUUCUCGUUAUGUCCUUAUCAUGACAGGCCCCAGAAAGGGGUUACACAACUGUAACCCCUAUCUUUGCCAUAAGUUAUGUUACGAGGUUAAUGUUACACUUAUAACAUUACUUGGUAUGUGAACGAGACGAGAAGGCGAGCUACAGAGGGGUGUUUGUUUACAGGACACCACGGCCUUUAUCUAGACCACCAUUUUUCCCCUCAGCCAGGUCAGCGCGAGGCAGGACAAGGGUUGACAUAGUUUAAUGGGGGUCAAGGGGUGAACUUGGGAAGAAACAUGGUGUGAUGGGUUGAAGGGGUGAAAUGAGAAGAAAUAAGGGGGCUCUGCCAUAGGGGCAGAGUCUUGGUGGCAGCCGUAGAGGCAAGACCUGUGUCGUCCACCACUCUCCUGCUUUGCCACUGUCAUCUCUGCAGCAGAGGCACUAGUUCAUAAACUCUACGGGGCCCAUCUGUCACGUUACGUGGACAUGGAACCUGCUCUGGGAUUAAGGUUUGACCGCAUCCCAAUAAAUUGAGAAGUGAGUGCAAAGCAAGUGGUUAUCAGUCGCUCCUUUGCCACACCAUAAACGCAACUCAUCAAUGCGUUUACAGUCAAAGUCAAAGGGGACUUGGAUGCUGAUCGUGAUGACGACGCACGCAACGUAUUGAGACGACAAAGGGAGCACCGAGCAGCGGCGGAUACACAACUGUGAGUAGAAUCUACGGAUGGUACGACGCAAUGUUCGGUUUCCGUGUUACACCGUGGAGUUGUAAAAACUACUUAUUCGACACUACGGAGAUGAAGACUCGCUUGUCAAUUUGAAACUAACUUUACGCUGUGAAGUUGAAAACUCUACGGAUUUAACACUCAAGCACUGACAUCAUUCCACGGGUGUUGCGACUACUAAGGGCUCGGGUACUGGGAAAUGUAGUAGGUGAUCAAGUCUGUGUGUGUCAAAGUGUAAUCAGUGUAGCUCUGGUUUUUGAGAAAUAAUGAGAUAGUGCCUUAAAGGUUAAGGACGGAAUAUUGCAAAAUUUUGAAAUAUCAACGGGUACGUUCAGUGCUACCAUAGUAAGCGAUGUCUUAAGACGAGACAACUAGUCCGUCAAAUCUACACCCCCUUAUGGGGGACAAGGAAGGCGAUUCAGAUGACGCGUUCUUGAUGGAGUCGUUGGGUGCUCGCGCAUCACAGGGGAUCUCUGAGUCUCCCAACCUUGCCCUCCCCUCCUUGGACGAGGCUGACCACCCUCCCGCAAUACAAGAUAGUGAACAACCCCAAGAUGCGGCCGGUCCGGCCCAAUCUACUGCUGCCAGUGUUCUUGUAGAAGAAGAGGUUCCCGCGGCCUGGAGAGGGUUACGAGGCUAUAUAGUGAAGACCAUGAGGGAUCUCAUGAAGGAGUGGGAGAGUCUGCAGUACAGUAGCCACCAAAAAGUAGUGGGGGGGCGAGAUCAGUUCAUGGCCCGCAAGUGACAGGGAGAUAAAUGUGAGGCUCUCCAAAUUAAAACAACAUGGGCCCUCAGUGGAGGAGAUAAGCACAGGUCACACUGGGAAAAAGUAUGAGCUCUCAAUGGAGGAGGUAAACGUGGAUCGCGCUGGGAAAAGAUAUGGGCCCUCAAUGGAGGAGAAAAAUAUGGAGCGUGCAGAGAGAUGAUAUGGGCCCUCAGUGGAGGAGAUAAAUAUGGAGCACGCAGAGAGAGGAUAUGGGCCAUCAAUGGAGGAGAUAAGCGUGGGUCACGCUUGGAAAAGGUAUGGGCCCUCAAUGGAGAAGGUAAACGUGGGUCACGCUGGGAAAAGGUAUGGGCCCUCAAUGGAGGAGGUAAACGUGGUUCGUGCUGGGAAAGGGUAUGGACCCUCAAUGGAGGAGAAAAUUAUGGAGCGCGAUGGAAAGGGUUAUGGGCCCUCAAGGGAGGAGAUAAAUGUGGAGCGUGGAGACAGAAGACAAGGAUCCUCAUGUGAGGAGGGAGAUGUGGAAAAACACUGAAAGAAACCAGCGUAGGACUCUCAGCACCCUCGCCUGGAAGGGCCGCACAGGCCCAACUCUGGUCCUUGAAGCGGAUGAGGGGGACCGCGUGCCCUCUGAUGGAGAGGACACCAACACUGGGUCUUCAGCUGAAGAGGAUGAAGAAGAAACCAACGCUGAAUGCGCGAAAAGGAAGAACAAACCUCAGGAUCUCGCUACUAGCUCAGGCUCAGGAGACUUAAAAAGGCGUCGUGGUGGAAGUGGUGAAGCCUUGAUCGAGACGGUGCGCUCGAUGCAGGCGAAACUCCCGAGGCACGAAAGGGGCAGUGUAGAAAAAUAUAGAGCGUUCAAGCAACAGUUUCAAGAGUUCUUCCUCGACUCAGCAACUUCAGCGAAGUACAAGCUCAACCAGUUAUACACCAGCUGUGAUGGAGAAGUGCAGGCAUUGAUGGCACAUUGUAUGGCGCUGCAGCAGAGCGGGCCCUUAAGGUGUCAUUAAAUAUACCGGAUGACCAUUUUGGGGACGAAAGGACGUACAUGAACCAGUUGAGGGAAAGGAUCCUAACAGGGCCCACAAUUGGCGAAAAUGAUUAUCAAGCACUCACUCAACUGUAUGCACAACUAACUGCAUUAAUCUCGUUCGCCGAAAACCUGGGUUACCUCAAUAAGAUUGAUAACACACCGACAAUUAGAGACUUCAUGCUGAAGCUGGACGACGCCAUGCAGGAUCGUUGGAUUACGUAUUGGUUGGGAAAAAAGGGUAAAUACAACCAACACGUAAAGGAUGUCCUUAAGUUUGUCAAAAAGGAGACCAAGAGAAUAGAAAACGCCCACAUACUGAGGGAGAAAUACAACACAGAAACACGGAAGGCACAUGGAAGGGAACAAGAAAGCCGGGAGGAUAUAGCAGAGAAUUACAAAAGAAGGGCCUGUUCCUACGGAGAGAAGCACGAUCCCAAGUCUCAGCUCAGACCUCGAGCUCUGGAGGUGUCUCUAACCACACAGACAAGACCAUACAUGAGACCUGCUGGGCCUGGUGGCAGCAGAUACUACGCCAACAAAUGCCGCCUCUGUGGUCCCAGUCAUCCUCUCCAUAUGUGUGCCCUUUUUCGGUCUCUGUCGAUAGAACACCGCAAAUCAAUUGUGCGGACACAAGGAAGAUGUUUCAACUGCCUGGGGGACAAUCACUUGGUCAAGGAUUGCAAGGCCCGCCCUUGUGAUAUAGAUAACUGCAAACGGUGGCAUUCUAGGUGGUUGCAUGAAACCCCGUCUCGAAAUCUGCCUCACAUCAGGAGAGGAGAUGAGGGACCAGAGCAACGGGAAGGGUUCCAGGCCUCAGACAACAAAGAAUGACUAGUACAAGAGAGUUGGGUCACCCAUAUGAAAGCGGCAAAACGAGGAGCAGUACUACCCAUCGUGCCAGUGGUUCUGAUGGCUGAAAAAACGUGUACCGGAGUGAGUUUCAAGAAAUGUGCUUUGUUAGACCCAGGAAGCACACGCUCAUUCUGUGCAAGAAGAGUGGUAGAUCAAAUGGGGUUAAAGGAAAGGCGAGAAGUGUCGGUGAUCUCAACUCUUCUGGAUAAUGACUCCCCAAAGUUAACUUGUGUUGACUUCACGAUCACAGGUUUGUUCACGAGAAAGACAGCGCCAAUGAGGCUAACAAGAGUUGUCGUCCUCAGUUCCUUUCCUGACGGUCUAACAAAGACUAAGGCUGACUCAGAAUUGCUAGCUAAGUGGACACACUUGAAGGACUUGGCAUACAUCAACAGACGUGCAGAGUGCCUACCAGUGGAGAUACUGAAUGGCCAAGAUGUCCCCGCCGCCUUGACAUCGCUCGAAGUACGAACUGGACGAGUCAUCCUUUGAGGAAAAGCUAAAGUGCUUCUGGGAAGUGGAGGACCAUAAAGACUUAGAAAAAAGAGGGAGAUCUGUAGAAGAUUAACGAGUGAUGACCUUAUGGUAAAGUCAGGGAGCUAGAGACACAGGACAUUAUGCUGCCUGAUAACUUGUCAAUGGCACUCCGCCGACUUGCUAGGCUAAGUGCCAGGUUAAACCGGGAUGAAGCUCUCAAGAGACGGUAUGUUGCAGAGAUGGAAAACCUAAUCUCCAAAGGAUACGCAGAAGAUGCCUCACAGACAAAGGGUUCACCCGGCAAAACGUGGUAUCUCCCACACCAUCCUGUGCUCAACCCAAAAAACCAGAAAAGACACGAAUCGUCUUCGACUGUGCCGCUGUGUUCAAAGAAGUUGCGCUUAACAAACAAGUCAUACAAGGACCCGACCUUAUGAACGAUCUCCUUGGUAUCCUUAUUCACUUCAGAGAAGGAAAGGUUGCUCUGUCAGCGGAUAUCAAAGCGAUGGUCCACUAAGUCUUGGUGGAUCCAAAGGAUUGUGACGCCUUGAGGUUCCUUUGGUGGCCACAGGACGACUUCGAUAAGCCGCCCAUUCCGUACCGGAUGACAAGACACUUUUUUGGAGGGGUUUGGAGUCCAGCUUGCGCCGCGUUCGCUCUACGUGAAACCCUGAAGAGAGAAAAGGCAAGGUCCCAUAGUGCAGAACGAAGCUUCUAUGUGGACGAUCUCCUGCUCUCCACCAGUUCAGAAGCUCAGGCGAUAAGAUGGACACAUGAAUUACAAGAAGACCUGAAGGGAGGGGGGCUUCCACCUUACAAAAUGGAUGUCCAACUCCAAAGGUGUGAUGGCCACAACAAGAGAGGAACACCUAAAUCAAGGCCAUUAAUCUCACGAGAGAUAAACUGCCGGUGGAUAGGGCACUGGGAAUAUAGUGGGAUCUAGAGGAUGACAGCCUGAAAAUUUCUGUGUCUACUCCACUCAUACCAAUCACACGGAGAGGCAUGCUAAGCGCUAUGAGCUCCGUCUUUGAUCCACUGGGUUGGCCCUUUCAGUGUGAGGGCCAAAAUGAUGUUUCAGGACGAAGUGCGACAGGGGGAGAAGUGGGAUCGGAGACUCACCAAGGAGAAUGAAGACAAGUGGGCCAUUUGGCUGAGGGAGCUCGAGGGGUUGGCUGAGUUCCUUAUAGACCGCUGCAUUUUUUCAUCUCGAUUUGGUAGACUUGUGACUGCUCAGUUGCAUCAUUUUUGUGAUGCAUCAACCAAGGCCUAUGCGGCUGUCUCUUACAUGAAAAUGCAAGACGACACUGACUUCGUACAGAGUAGCUUUAUCAUGGCCUGCACAAGACUAGCCCUCCUUAAAUCAACCACUGUACCCCGCCAAGAAUUGUGUGCGGCGACCUUGGCGGUCAACUCUGACGCGAAACUGAGGAGAGAGGUCUCAAUUCUCAUUGAACGUUCCAUCUUCUGGACUGACAGCAUGGUUGUUUUGCAGCAUAUAUCAAGUUCUUCUAGAAGAUUUCACAUCUUUGUUGCAGAUCGCUUAGGCGUCAUCCACAGAAUCUCUUCACCCCAACAGUGGCGACAUAUAAGAUCUGAAGACAAUCCGGCAGAUGACGCCACGAGAGGACUGUUUGCAAGAGAACUCCUAGUUGGAGGGAGAUGGCUGAAUGGCUCCAGCUUCCUCUGCCUAUCCGAGUGUUCCUGACCACCCCAGCCGAGUACUACCGCAGGUGGGAGACCCAGAGGUGAAGAAGGAGGUUACCACCUUGACACUUAUGGUGCAAGAAUCACACGAGCAAGGCGUGAUGGAAAAACUCUUGAGACAGUACUCGUCCUGGUACGGCCUACAAAGGGCUGUGGCUUGGGUGUGUCGGUUUACAACUUGGAUUAUGAAGGGUCGUCCUAGCCUCCAGAGCUCUCAACUUCAGGACACCGAACUCCAAGCAGCACAGAUGGCUAUAAUCCGCCAUGUGCAGAGGAAACGCUUCCGGGAUGCUAUCCAAGCACUUCAAAGGGGAAAGCUUCCUAAAGGCAACGCCCUAUACCGACUGGAGCGGACACUUGACGAUCAGGGCGUGCUCAGAGUAUGAGGGCGCUCAAUAUAUGAGGAAGAGAAACCCGGAAGUAAGGGACCCAUAUUCCUUCCCAAGGACCAUCAUGUGACUUCCCUGAUAGUCCGGGAUGUUCACGUCUUCUUAGCAAGACAUUCAGGCAGAGAACACACCCUCGCAAGUCUGUGAAGACACUAUUGGGUGGUGGCAGGACGACUUUUGAUCGACCGGAUCCUGCGCAACUGCUUCAUCUGUCGCCGUGUAAACAGCAAACCGCUGAUACAACGACAAGGCGAGCUUAUGGUGGAAUGUAUAUCCACUGGCAAACCUCCCUUUACCUACACCGAUAUGGACUGUUUUGGCCCAUUCACCGUGACGUGCAUAAGGCAACCUGUAAAGCGUUUUGGAUGCCUGUUCACCUGCCUCAGCUCCAAGGCAGUACAUAUAGAAGUAUUCCACUCCCCCGAAGCAGAUACUUUCCUAAAACGCUCUUAUGCGUUUCAUAGCAAGACGAGGUCCCCCUGACAGGAUCUUCUCUGACAGAGGAUCCAACUUCCAAAGAGCCACCAAAGACCUCCAAGACUGCUGCCUGGGCCUGAAACCAAGACGCCAAGAUAAAGGAGACCUUGCAUAGGAGGAACACUGAAUGACUCUUCCAAGCCCCGACAGCCUUCCAUAUGGGCGGAGUCUGGGAGCGACAGAUCCGCUCCAUAAGGAAGGACUCCAUUAUUGGCACACAAAGACUUGAUGAUGAUAGACUCCCACACGCUGCUUUGUGAAGUCGAAGCCACACUCAACACUCGACCACUAACAGCUGCUCCUGAUGAUGCUUCAGAACCUAAGGACCUCAUGCCUGACCAUCUUCUCCGAGUAGCCAUGGGAAUUCAUCUGCCCUUAGAGGAUUUCUCUCCAGGUGAGGCGUUUCGACGACGUUGGACUCAUGCCCAGGCUUUGGCGGAUCGUUUCUGGAAACGCUGGAAGACAGAAUACUUUCACUCCCUCCGGAUGCGUCAGCGAACCAUCGCGCCGACCCCGUAACCUUCGGGUCGGUGACCUAGUCCUCGUCACAGAUCAUCCGUCCCAUCGUCAAACUCUGCCUCUUAGAAGGAGACCUUAGUCCCACCCCAUCCCAAGCUCGUGCUGCUCCAGCGUGUUCACCGUGUUGACCUUUUCGUUGUUUGUGACGCUCCGCGCUCAAACAAGGGGGAGUGUAGCCGCCGGGUCAGUAUCAGAUGGCUUGUAGUUUCUGUACUUUUACUCUGUAGUUUGUUUCUCGUUAUGUUCUUAUCAUGACGGGCCCCAGAUAGGGGUUACACUACUGUACUUUGCCAUAAGUUACGUUACGAG
Scylla paramamosain (green mud crab) is the source of this 7320-nucleotide messenger RNA. RefSeq lists its product as uncharacterized. Lineage: Eukaryota; Metazoa; Arthropoda; Malacostraca; Decapoda; Portunidae. The transcript is spliced from 2 exons. Bases 2609 to 3424 code for a protein of 271 amino acids. The record is from RefSeq and is a predicted model, not a curated record.